UCAUCUGGACACUCGAGCUGUCGAUCCAAAUCUCACCAGCCAAUGAGAGUAAAGCACUGUUAAGCCCGCCCACUUGAUAGGUUUGUGCCCGAAUGGCGAAAAAAACGGAAAGUUUGAAAGCGUAAAAGAGAACUCUGGCGGUGUGUUCGUAAUCCAUGAUUAGUGAAAACGAAGAUUAGAAAGCUAUUAAACACAGUUAUGCUGUUUAUUUGAAGACCAUGUUCAAUUUUUGCCCCUGACUUCACUGUUUUCAGAUUUCGAGUGUUUUUCUUCUUUCUCGUUGUAUAUUUUUGUUUGUUUCUUGAAAAGUUAUGUUCGAUAAUUCUGGCACAAAUUUCACGCCGUAGCAUUGGCCAGUCGUCACAAAACGUGAACGGGAUGUCCUUCUAUCUAUCCUUUAGAUAGGUCAAUGGGCAAGGUAUGUAGGUAGGUAGGUUUUAGGACUUGUUUUUGUUUGUUUGUUUGUUUUUGUUUCUUUUGUUUUGUUACACAGUGAGAGCCAGCAAAUGUGUAAUGUGACUCCCAUCCACAAAGGGGCAGUACAACACACAUGUACACACUGGCCGAAUUUGAAAUGUCUCUCUGUUUCUUAUAGGAAGUGCUGUAUAUGUAGUAAUGGCGAAUACAGGCGACGGUUCUACUAGAAGGGCUUUGUUUAUGCGCGCUAUGUAGUGCACUAUGAAUCCAACAGAAAGCCAUUUGGGAUUUGACCAUUAUCCGGCCUUGAUGGACGUUGUACACGAGUUGAUCCCAGUGUCUGCAAACAUCAUUCUGACACUCUCGGCUCUGCCUGCUGCUUUUCACCUGUUCAGGGACCACCGAGCUCCCUCAGUGGGUUUUUUCCUCAUUGCAUGCUCUUCAUUUCUGGCUGUUAUCCCUCUGCCCCCAGCUCUGUCACAAGUCCAGAGAGAUCUCGAGUGGGCAGGCGAGAUACUGGGCCCGUCCCUGUCUGCCUUCAGCUUUUUGUGGCUCAGUGAAGAUCGUUGGACUGCCCAUGUACUCCUGAUUGGUACGGCGCUUCUUCCGAUGCUCUCCGAUUGGCUGUCGGAGGACGGCUUGGUGAUCAUGACGCGCUGUGUGUCCUUGUCAGCAUUCUCGUGUGCUCUGACAGUGUGCAUGUUUGCUGCCAGUGGGACUGGUGUGGUGGGCAGUGUGGCCCUCAGCCUUCCUGCUCUUCUGGCCCCCAGGGUCGGAGCUGGCAGCAUGACCUCGCUGAUAUCUUCACAGGGUGAAAGAGGACUAUUGGGGUGGAGUCUGAAAGUCAUCAUGGCUGUAGGGUGCUGGACAACAAAGUCAGCUUUAGAUACAUUCCUCCAGGAUUUGAAGGGCUGGGACCGAACCCUAUGAGUUACCACAACUGGUAAAAUGUUUCUUGAAGCUCUUAAACUGAUUUUGUUUUACAUUACAGUGUUACUCCACAGUGUGCUGCUGUUGCUGUAUACCUCAUAGGACACAGUGAGUUUGCUGGCUGAAACUGUUGCUUACUGAAGCGAUAUUUAUGUACUUGCUACAGCUCAUUUCUCCAUAUCAGCCUUGAUAAUAUGUCAGCUGUCAUCAGGGCAAGUCAACUAGGGCUGAGGAAGGAAUCACAUUCAAAUUUUCAUAUUUAUGUAUUCAAAUGUAUUCAAAAAGUUUGGCCGAAAGGAAGAAAUAACUGCAUAUAACUGAUGAUCGUGUAAUUAAUUUUCAUAAAUUUACUCAUUAAUAUUUUUUUAAGUGCCUUAAAAGUAAUAUUACAUGUAAGCAUAUAAACAUUUACAACAAUCACUGUUUUUCAACAGUAGCAUCACAAAUUGUGUUCUAUUGCGCAUACAGUGCACUAAGUUGGUUCUUGGUAUACCCUAUAUGAGUGAGCAUAAAUAGUGUACACAAUGCCAUUUGGGAUUGUGCCUAGACAGCAUAAUGCCUUAUAUUCAUUUUGCUUGUAAUGCCUUAUUUUCAUCCUGGGUUCUCUAACUCAACAACUUCCACCACAAGAAUAAACCAUUCAAACUGGGGAAUAAAUAAUAAUCUUACCUGUUCAACAAAAAAAAAUCAGUCCCGAAUUCUUUUUCCUCAUGUAUUGUACUUUAACUAUCUCACACCUGGUUGGCUGCACCUCCUGUCUGUCACUGUGUAGUUUCACUUCUUUCAUGCCUUAUAACAUUUGAUGUAUCUGAGCUGGCGUCUGUAUACAAAUUUCCGCCAAACCUGACCUCCUGACACAGCACUGCAAAUUACUGUUACAGGAUUGUCAAGGUGGACCUUAUUAGAAAGUGGGUUUUUUUCUCCCCUGAUUCUGAGUUUUUUCUUAACAAAGAUAAACUGUGUACUGUAGCUUUAAGUAAAAAAGGCUGAAAACUCUUUAUUUCUGACUGACCUGGAAUCGUGUUGAUGUAAUGAAGUGUUUGAGACUGAGCUGCUAAUGUUAAAAGUCUUGAGGACUUGUAACAAAUUCUUAAUAAAAUUAUGAAUAAAUAAAUGAAAGUAUUUCUCCCUAUUAUUUCUAUGUGCCUUUCUUGAUCACAAUGUAUUCUACAAGGUGUCCCAAACGUCUCCAUACAUUAACACUUUUUACCAAAAUGUCUUACAAAUUUGUUCAUGCUUAGUUUUGUAUUCUAUUUCUUUUUUUCAGAAAGCGUUUAAGAAUGCCUUUGACAAAAGAAAAACGUAUUGAAAUCAUUCUCAUGGCUGGAUCGGGAAGCUGUCGCAAGGUUGCGAUGGACAUGCAAUUACAUGCAAAACACCAGAUGUUUUUACACGUUAUAGUUUAGUUUUAGUUCAUUAUGAGUGGGACAGAUGAGUUCACGUGUGCUUAUAAAGAAAUGACGAUCAUGUAAAAGAUGUUUUGUAAAUAGUUACAUUUUGCUAAAAAGUGUUAAGUUCCCCCAUGUAUUUAGACUUUUGGUACAAACUGUAUUUAUGUGCAGUAGAAAGCACCAUUGACCUUGAAGUUACGCACACUAGGGACUUUCUUUUUUCUUGUUACUGACAGUGCUUUUUUUUGCUCUGGAAGAUCCUUAAAAGAGCUGUAAACCUUACAGAUCAGCACUUUAACAGCAGCCAUUUAAGCACUCUUAAUUACACCCUGGCAAAUGCUGAGCACUGUGAAUGGCUUCAUUUACAUCUCACAGAAGCAAUAUGAUUAAUUAUAAAGGCUCAUUGAUCAUGACAAUCAUGGAAGAUUUUAGGUUUA
Molecule: messenger RNA, 3175 nt
Organism: Ictalurus furcatus (blue catfish)
Lineage: Eukaryota; Metazoa; Chordata; Actinopteri; Siluriformes; Ictaluridae
Exons: 3
Coding region: 679-1347 (222 amino acids)
Source: RefSeq, a predicted model, not a curated record